Molecule: messenger RNA, 2223 nt
Organism: Ramularia collo-cygni
Lineage: Eukaryota; Fungi; Ascomycota; Dothideomycetes; Mycosphaerellales; Mycosphaerellaceae
Product: related to transcription activator protein acu-15
Exons: 10
Coding region: 1-2223 (740 amino acids)
Biological process (GO): positive regulation of transcription from RNA polymerase II promoter by galactose; DNA-templated transcription
Cellular component (GO): nucleus
Molecular function (GO): zinc ion binding; DNA-binding transcription factor activity, RNA polymerase II-specific; RNA polymerase II cis-regulatory region sequence-specific DNA binding
Source: RefSeq, a predicted model, not a curated record
AUGUCCACUAAUGCCGAGAUUUCGUCUCCUGAAGGACUCGAGGGUGAGGGCGACAGUCCCCAGGCCAAAAGACAGCGCGUUAGUCAGGCGUGUGGGCCAUGCAGGUCAAGGAAAACUCGCUGCGAUGGAAGAAAACCGAUUUGCGUAGCGUGCGAAGAACGAGGCGUUGCUAGUCAGUGCGAUUACACCUAUGUUCGGCGCCAGAGGAGCCGUCCUUCUCAAGGCAGCGAGAAGAAGCGGCAAGGUGAUCGAAUAUCUUCAUCCGAUCCGGCAAUACGACGAGACGCGGCACAAGCACUGUCCGAUCUGGGCAGCAUCAAGCAGUCGAACGGUAAUGACCAUGUACCAAGCAAUUCCCAGAUGCCAUACGUACUACCCAACCCGGCACAGCUAUUGACAACCAAGGAGGGAGCUCCGAGCCAGGGCAUUCCUGUGCAGAAUCGCGAAUGGCACCCUGGACGGGCAGAUGGGCUCGCCACAAUUGCCGCAAGCGGCGAUGACUCGCUAUAUGGGCCUUCUUCAACUGUGGCCUUUUUACGAUCUGUCAAGGAAGCUCAAAACAGUGGCUCCCCGACACCCCUCCAAGCUAAUACACGAGAUACCUACAAUGAUCCCAGGAGUUUCGCUCCUGUAGCGCCUAUACCAGACCGCCUGACACGCGCGAAUGAUGGAGGCGUGGCUGUUCUUCCAAUCAGGCGACAGGCGGACAACUUUCUGCUGUGUUUUUGGGAGUUCGUGCACCCUCUCUUUCCUGUCUUGCAUCGACCAACCUUCCUGCGGCAAUACGAACGUCUAUGGGUCGAAAAUGCCGAUGCGCAUCCGGAAUUUUCUUCAGAGGCCGAAGAAGCAACGUUCACGUCGAUCUUGAAUCUGGUGUUUGCGAUCGGCUGCAAGUUCUCCAGCCUCAUUGAAGCUGCGCAGAAAAGUAACGUUGCCAAUGGAUUCUAUCAGAGAUCUCGUCAAGCAUAUCCGUUCGAUAUCCUGGACUCCACAAGUGUCUCUCUCGUGCAGAUGCUAGUACUUACCGGCGUGUAUUUGCAAUCCACCGAAUAUGCUAGCCGAUGCUGGAACUCGGUGGGCCUGGCCAUUCGUAUGGCAAUGAGUCUGGGGUUGCACGUUGAUAAUAGUACACGGAAGCUUGGAAGUCAGGUCGAACGGGAGAUGCGCCGUCGAAUUUGGCAUACGUGCGUCAAUCUAGACAGACUACUUGCCAUGACUUUUGGACGCCCUUCCAUGAUUGAUAAUUCCCACUCAAUCCCCAUACCGGCGAUGAUUGAUGACGAGUACCUGAGCGACCGAGGAGAGUCUGGGCAGCCAGCCGGCAUCCAUUCGAGGCUCGGACUGUUUGUCUUUUCCUGCAAGCUUUUUGACAUUCUGGAAGAAAUACUAGAGUUGUUCUACAGGGACUCCGGAUCUCAGAAGUCGGGCAAUGGCGUGAGCAACGUCGCUGAGAUUGUGACGCCCGUACUUGACUUCAAUCGACGGCUGGACAGCUUUCUAGAGAGUGUUCCAGACCACCUUCGAAUGCCAGGUCCUGGACAGGCCAUGGUAUCCGCAGACUAUGUCCAGCUUCAACAACAAGUACUAUAUUGCCGAUUCCUCUAUGUCAGAUUGCUGUCGCUUCGGCCUCUGUUGUUGAUGGCCACCACCAAGCGGGAAUCCAGACUCUCAAGCAUUUCUCACUUGGAUGACCAAGUUAUUCGAAGCUGCUGCAACAGUUGCGUUUCGACCGCAGGUCGGCUAAUCGAUACUCUGUAUGACCACCUAGGAACGCUAUAUCGAAGCWCCGGAUGGCACUCUGUUUAUUUCACAUUUGCCGCUGCCAUUGUGCUCCUGGCUUACUCGAAGAUCGACGACUAUCGACCGGAGGCGGAUGUCAGCGACAUGGGAACAGCGUGGAGUCGCUGUCUAUCCAUUUUGGAAUACUACGAGGAUCAGAUCCCCUCUGCGAAUCACGCAAUGCAAAUUCUCAACUCAAUGAAGAACCAGGUCUUGGAGACUGCCCGUGGGCAAGUCUCUGCGCGUGCACAGGGGCAGUCAAUGCAUCCCUCCCAAGUGUCAGAUGCCGGGCAAAACGGCACUGGCACUGGCACUGGUUCUGCAACCACACCACUCAACCUGAGUCUUGAAGAUGGCGACUUCUUUGGGGCCGAAAAUUUAACGGAGGCGUGGUACGGUCAGCAGUUGAUCAACUUGGAUUGGCUGGAUUUUCCGCAGCAGUAG